This is a messenger RNA of Cajanus cajan (pigeon pea), 1728 nucleotides long. RefSeq names its product aldehyde dehydrogenase family 3 member F1. Gene Ontology annotation, biological process: aldehyde metabolic process. Lineage: Eukaryota; Viridiplantae; Streptophyta; Magnoliopsida; Fabales; Fabaceae. Gene Ontology annotation, molecular function: aldehyde dehydrogenase (NAD+) activity. The record is from RefSeq and is a predicted model, not a curated record. Gene Ontology annotation, cellular component: cytoplasm.
GUGAGAAUAUUGAUUACGAGAUGUUAACCAAAUUGACACUUUGAGUGGAGAUUAUAUAUACAUGUUGCAGAUAAGUAGCAGUGCAUCAAAUUCUUUAUUUAUGACAAUUGACAUCAUGGAGCGCUCUGUGGAAGCUUUGGAAAGAGAUCUGAAGAGCGUGAGGAAGUACUAUGGGAGUGGAAAAACAAAGGACGCGUCAUGGAGAGAAUCACAGCUCAAAGGGUUGCAAAAUUUUAUAGUGGAAAGAGAGGAAGAAAUUGUGAGGGCCCUCAAGCAUGAUCUGGGGAAGCAUUACGUCGAGGCUUUCAGAGAUGAGGUUGGAACGUUAAUGAAGACCUUAAACUUGGCAACCAAGUCGUUGAAAAAAUGGAUGGCGGCCAAAGAGGCCAAACUGCCACAGAUAGCAUUGCUUUCUAGUGCAGAGCUAGUUCCUGAGCCACUUGGUUUGGUUCUCAUAAUCUCAUCAUGGAACUUCCCUUUUGGACUAUCCUUGGAGCCACUAAUAGGAGCAGUAGCUGCUGGAAACACUGUGGUUUUAAAGCCUUCAGAGAUGUCUCCUAGUUGCUCUUCUCUUUUGGCCACUGUUCUGCCAACUUACUUGGACAAUAAGGCCAUUAAGGUCAUUGAAGGUGGGCCAGAAGUGGGGGAGCUACUGUUACAGCAAAAAUGGGACAAGAUUUUCUUCACAGGAAGUGCAAGGGUUGGGAGGAUUGUUAUGUCUGCAGCAGCUGUGCAUCUAACACCAGUGACUUUGGAGUUAGGUGGAAAAUGCCCAGCAUUGGUUGAUUCCCUUUCUUUUUCUUGGGACAGAGAGGUGGCUGCGAAGAGAAUUUUGGUGGCAAAGUUUGGGGCUUGUGCAGGACAAGCAUGCAUUGCAAUCGAUUAUAUCCUUGUAGAGAAGGGUUUCAGUUCCAAUUUGGUGUCAUUAAUGAAGGUCUGGAUUAAGAAAAUGUUUGGAGAAAACCCCAAAGAGUCCAACACUAUUGCAAGGAUAGUUAAUAAAAAACAGUUCAUGAGACUUAAGAAUUUUCUCACUGAACCAAAGGUCAAAGAAUCGGUGGUUGUAGGUGGAUCAAUGCACGAAAAUGACUUAUUUAUUGAACCAACAAUAUUGCUGGAUCCCCCACUUGAUUCAGAAAUCAUGUCUGAGGAAAUCUUUGGACCAGUGCUUCCAAUUAUCACCCUGGAUAAGAUUGAAGACAGUGUUGAGUUCAUAAACUCAAGGCCUAAACCUUUAGCAAUUUAUGCCUUCACCAAAAACCAAACUCUGCAGAGAAGAUUGCUAUCUGAAACAUCAUCGGGAAGUCUUGUAUUCAACGAUGCAAUUCUACAAUACAUAGCGGAUACCCUACCAUUUGGAGGAGUUGGUGAAUGUGGAUUUGGCAAGUACCAUGGAAAGUUCUCCUUUGACUUGUUCAGUCACCACAAGGCUGUAGCUAGGAGAAGUUACUUUACUGAUUUUUGGUUCAGGUUUCCUCCAUGGACUCUUCAAAAGCUUCAACUACUUGAGGUGUCUUACAAUUUAGACUACCUUGGAAUACUUCUUGUUAUCCUCGGCUUGAAGAGAUCAAAACGAUCAUUAUCUUAGGCUUCUAAUUGAUGUGCCUUAUGUUCCUUCACUUAUCUAUUUCCAGUGAGCCCCCAAUAAGGAUAGGUUAAUCCUACCAAGUGUGUUUCUAAGUUUAUGAUUCUCAAGUCUAUUCUCUUAUUAUUAUUAUUUUUUUUUUA